Lathyrus oleraceus (garden pea) is the source of this 1117-nucleotide messenger RNA. Its product is annotated as LOB domain-containing protein 42. Gene Ontology annotation, biological process: regulation of gene expression. The record is from RefSeq and is a predicted model, not a curated record. The transcript is spliced from 2 exons. Bases 325 to 1005 code for a protein of 226 amino acids. Lineage: Eukaryota; Viridiplantae; Streptophyta; Magnoliopsida; Fabales; Fabaceae.
GUUCUUUCUUUUUUUUAUGGAGUUUCAUAUAACUUUUUUAUUAUUUACUCACACUUAGCUCAUGAGAAAUAUCGCUUUUUAAGUCUUUCAUUUUCAUUUUUACGUCACUAUAACCAUCACACUUUUGUUUCCGUAAUUGUGUCCCACGUUUUUAUCCUCUUAUUACCAACUACAAAAGGCAAACCUUUUAUAUUUUUACAAAAUCAAUCUCCUAAUUACCAAGCCUACCGAUUACCUUUACCAAUUCACUUGGCUAAUUAAUUAAUAAAUACCCCCCAUAAGAUAGUUCCUAUAGCAUUCAUAUUUUUCCUUCAUCAAACCACCAUGAAAUUGAGUUGCAAUGGUUGUCGCGUUCUUCGUAAAGGAUGCAGUGAAGAUUGCAUCAUCAAGCCUUGCCUUGAGUGGAUUAGUUCUCCUGAAUCUCAAGGCAAUGCUACCCUCUUCCUUGCCAAAUUCUUUGGCCGAACUGGCUUGCUAAACCUUCUUGCCAAUGCUUCUAAUCAAAAUGCCCCGGCUGUUUUUAGAUCACUAUUGUACGAGGCUUCAGGUAGAUUGGUAAAUCCAACAUAUGGAGCACUAGGUUUAUUUUGGAGAGGAGAAUGGAGCCGAUGUGAAGCUGCAGUUGAAGCCGUGCUGACUGGAUCAGACAUUAAUGAUGUUAUAGUUGCUGAUGAAAAUAUAUCAUCAGCUACACCUGUGGCUGAAAAUCACGUCCUUCCAAUUUCAACAACCUAUGAUAUACGCCAUGUGGCAAAAGGCACCAAUAUCGACAUCAAAGAGAAAACUCAAUUCAAGAGAAGUGGACAAGUUUUCAAAACAAAACCACAACUUUCUAUCAACUCGGAAACACUUUUGAAAUCCUUUUUAGAAAAUACUAAUGUGAAAACUAUAGAGACUUCAUUGGUGAAUCAAACUGAACCGAGUGAAGCCAUUGAGACUCAGGUAAACCUAGAGCUCAGCCUCAGUUUCAAUGGAAAAUCGAAUCAAACAAAAGAAAAAAAAUAGAUUUUUAUUUCUUUUUAAGUUAGUUGUUUUUUUUAUAUACAAUGUAAUUUGGAUUUUAUUUAGGAGGUACUUUUUAAUUAGAGAGUGAAAUAAAGUAGGUUGUUUGUUUCUA